Sciurus carolinensis (gray squirrel) is the source of this 1188-nucleotide messenger RNA. RefSeq names its product tropomyosin 3 (gene Tpm3). The record is from RefSeq and is a predicted model, not a curated record. NCBI's taxonomy places the organism in Eukaryota, Metazoa, Chordata, Mammalia, Rodentia, Sciuridae. Gene Ontology annotation, molecular function: actin filament binding. The coding region runs from base 94 to 867 and encodes 257 amino acids. The transcript is spliced from 8 exons. Gene Ontology annotation, biological process: muscle contraction; actin filament organization. Gene Ontology annotation, cellular component: actin filament.
GGGCGUAGCAGGCGGAAGUAGGGGUGAGAAGCGGCUGCAACGCCGAGCGGAGGAGGCAGAAGGCGGAUAUCGAGGAGCGGCUGGGUGGGCACCAUGGCCGGAAUCACCACCGUCGAGGCGGUGAAGCGCAAGAUCCAGGUUCUGCAGCAGCAAGCUGAUGAUGCUGAGGAGAGGGCUGAGCGCCUCCAACGGGAAGUUGAGGGAGAAAGGCGGCCCGGGAACAGGUACAGAGAGAGCGAGGCGCAUGAGGAGGCUGAGGCUGAGGUCGCCUCCUUGAACCGUAGGAUCCAACUAGUUGAAGAGGAGCUGGACCGUGCUCAGGAGCGUUUAGCUACUGCCCUGCAAAAGCUGGAGGAAGCAGAAAAAGCUGCUGAUGAGAGUGAGAGAGGUAUGAAGGUUAUUGAAAACCGGGCCCUAAAAGAUGAAGAAAAGAUGGAACUCCAGGAAAUCCAACUCAAAGAAGCUAAGCACAUUGCAGAAGAAGCAGAUAGGAAGUAUGAAGAGGUGGCUCGUAAGUUAGUGAUUAUUGAAGGAGACUUGGAACGCACAGAGGAACGAGCUGAGCUGGCAGAGUCUAAGUGUUCUGAGCUGGAGGAGGAGCUGAAGAAUGUCACCAACAACCUCAAGUCUCUUGAGGCUCAGGCGGAGAAGUACUCUCAAAAAGAAGACAAAUAUGAGGAAGAAAUAAAGAUUCUUACUGAUAAACUCAAGGAGGCAGAGACCCGUGCUGAGUUUGCUGAGAGAUCAGUAGCCAAACUGGAAAAGACAAUUGAUGAUUUGGAAGAUAAGCUGAAAUGCACCAAAGAGGAGCACCUCUGUACACAAAGGAUGCUGGACCAGACUCUGCUUGACCUGAAUGAGAUGUAGAGCUCCCCAGUCCCGCCCUGCUGCUGCUCCUCCCUCUGACCCUGACUCCGCCUGAGGCCAGCCAGCCUGAAGCUGACCUUGAAACUGAGGGCUGAUCUUUAACUGGAAGGCUGCUUUCUCCUUUCAACAACCCCUCUACCCCCACCCCCUUGUCUUUUUCACCAAACUGUCUCUGCCUCUUCCCAGAGAUUCCAGCUGGGCUAAAGGCUGAGCACUUUUGGGAACAACAUUUAAGGGAAUGUGAGCACAACGGCAAAGUGUCUUUAAAAGCAUGUUGUGAUGUACACAUUUUGUAAUUACUUUUUUGUUGUUACAGUAACC